CGAGGCUGCCGCCGUCGUCGCUUCACCUGCCUCAGUUGCCGCCGUCUCCUCCUCCGCCGCCGUCGCCUCUCCGGCCGAAGUUCGGCUCCGUGCGCGCGCCGCCCGGUUCCGGUUACGGAUGGACCUGUUCGGGGACCUGCCGGAGCCGGAGCCUUCGCCCCGCUCCACAGCCGGCAGAGAAGCACAGAAAAAAAGGCCUUUGCUUUUUGAUGAUCUCCCGCCAUCUAGCAGUGAGAAGUCAGGCCUUACCACUCUCUUACCUGGAAUCUGGGGACCUGAUCUGAAUUUCAGGAACCUUGUUAGAGGGAAAGACCUACAGAAAGGAUCUUUGCUUUUUGAUGACCUCCCUCCAGCUAGCAGUGCUGACUCAGGGUCAGGGGCAUCUUUGCUUUUUGAUGACCUUCCACCUGCUAGCAGCGGUGACUCAGGUUCGCCUACCUCUCGAGCAUCCCAGGGAUUACUAAAGAGUGAUGGGAAAGGAGCAAAGCGGAAAACCAUGGAGGAGGAGAAGAAUGGGAAUGAAGAGCUUGUGGAAAAGAAAGUUUGUAAAGAUUCCUCAGUGAUCUUCGGCCUCAAAGGCUACGUAGCAGAGAGGAAAGGGGAGAGAGAAGAGAUGCAGGAUGCCCACGUGAUCCUGAACGACAUCACAGAGGAGUGUAAGCCCCUGUCUUCUCUGAUCUCUCGAGUUUCCUAUUUUGCGGUUUUCGAUGGGCAUGGAGGAGUCCGAGCCUCCAAGUUUGCUGCUCAAAAUUUGCAUCAGAACCUAAUCAGGAAAUUUCCUAAAGGGGAAGUGAUCAGUGUGGAGAAAACUGUGAAGAGAUGCCUUCUGGACACUUUCAAGCAUACCGAUGAGGAGUUCCUCAAGCAGGCCUCCAGCCAGAAGCCUGCUUGGAAGGACGGUUCCACAGCAACAUGUGUCCUCGCUGUAGACAACGUCCUCUACAUCGCCAACCUGGGAGACAGCCGGGCCAUCUUGUGCCGCUAUAACGAAGACAGCCACAGACAUGCAGCCUUAAGCCUCAGCAAAGAGCACAAUCCCACCCAGUACGAAGAGCGGAUGCGGAUACAGAAGGCAGGAGGGAACGUCAGGGACGGCAGAGUCCUGGGUGUGCUCGAGGUGUCUCGCUCCAUCGGGGAUGGCCAGUACAAGCGCUGCGGCGUGACCUCCGUGCCGGACAUCAAACGCUGCCAACUUACUCAGAAUGACAGGUUCAUCAUGCUGGCUUGUGAUGGGCUCUUCAAGGUCUUCACGCCCGAGGAAGCUGUGACCUUCAUCUUGUCCUGCCUAGAGGACGAGAAGAUCCAGACCCGGGAAGGGAAGUCCACCCUGGACGCGAGAUACGAAGCCGCCUGCAACCGUCUGGCCACCAAGGCCGUGCAGCGAGGCUCCGCGGACAACGUCACCGUCAUGGUGGUGCGGAUAGGCCAGUGAAGGAGGCGCCGGGCGGCAGCAGGGACGGCCUGCGUCCAUUCAGGGGAAGCGCCGGGUUCGAGUGUGCGCAGUACGUGUUCUGAGGGUUCCUCCGGGGCUCUGUGGUUGUAAAUAAAAAGUUGUUUGGUUUUUUCUA
Gracilinanus agilis (Agile Gracile Mouse Opossum) is the source of this 1568-nucleotide messenger RNA. RefSeq names its product ILK associated serine/threonine phosphatase (gene ILKAP). Bases 119 to 1432 code for a protein of 437 amino acids. Gene Ontology annotation, molecular function: protein serine/threonine phosphatase activity; cation binding. NCBI's taxonomy places the organism in Eukaryota, Metazoa, Chordata, Mammalia, Didelphimorphia, Didelphidae. Gene Ontology annotation, biological process: protein dephosphorylation. The transcript is spliced from 14 exons. The record is from RefSeq and is a predicted model, not a curated record.